Messenger RNA from Closterium sp. NIES-65, 3123 nucleotides. The record is from the annotation of a GenBank genome assembly. NCBI's taxonomy places the organism in Eukaryota, Viridiplantae, Streptophyta, Zygnematophyceae, Desmidiales, Closteriaceae.
AUGACACUUUCUUAUAUGCGAUUACUAGUGAUCACGCACUAUAGCAUCUCUUUAUUGGCUGACCUAUUGGAACCAAAUGUCUCUUUCAUUUCGCUAUUGUCACGUCAGGAUUCAGAGGGCCGUCGGCUGGACAAGGGUUGCUCGCCGCCGACGAGCACGUGGGAGGUGCUCCUUCACUCCGCAGACGGCCGAAUCCGCCUUAGUGCGCCUGUCACGCACGCUGCCUACGAGGGGUACCACGUGGUGCGUGUGUGUUGGCGGGAUUUGGGACCGGUCAUGUCGUGCUAUCGUCUACUAGAUCCAGGCGAGUACGUGGUGUCCGUGUACCUGACGGGCGUCCAUGCCUCCUCACUUAACCCGUCGUCCCUCCCUCCCGAUUCCCUUCCCCAUCACCAGUCAUGCUACCGUCUGCUGGAGCCAGGCGAGUACGUGCUCUCCGUGUACCUGACGGGCGUGCAUGCCGCCUCGCUGACGGGCAGCAGGGACGAGGAAAAGGCCCUGAGACACCUCAAGUUCCAGCUAGUCAACCAAUACAACGUGUCUGCGCAGGUAGGGGGUGGUUUUGAGUUGACUCAAAAGAUUUAUAAACACGAUUACGCUCGCCUGCAUGCGUCACCUGCCAGCUUUCAGCGCGCAGGUGCUGGAAGAAUCGAUUCCAAGAACAUUAGUCUUUUCCGCUGUGUGUGUAUGCAGCCGUCGGACCCAGAGGCGUACAAGAAGGAGUACGCUCGCCUGCAGGGCACUGCCAGCCUGCACGGCACAGACCCGGAGGCGUACAAGAAGGAGUAUGGGCGCCUGCAGGCUGCGCUACCAGGCUGCACGGCACAGGGCAAGAGGUUUCUGGCAGUGCGUGACAGCCUGCAGUGGGUGUUCUUUUCUCACACGUCCACUGUGAUCCAUCUCUCAAUAGCUCUACCCCACCAUAACCCUUACCCCGUUUGCCCCCCCUCCACCAGUGCUGCACGCACAUGCCUGAAGGGAAAGCGACUGCUGGUGGUGGGGGACAGCCAGCAGUGGGUGCUCUUCUCGCACCUGCUCUCCUUCCUCUCCUCCUCUUCCCGAUGCCGCCUGCUGCAAGGCCUGGGCGACCGCCGCUCUUCCCUUGUUCGCCUCAGAUGUGACAAGGGCGUGCUGGGUGGAGGAAAGGUGAGCGCGGCGUUGGAUUGGAGGGAAGGGCGUGUUGGGUUGUGGGGAUGGGAAGAGGCAGAGGACAGGAAAUUGCGCACAUGCACGGCCCUGUGCUGGGUACCGGGGUCAGAGGGGCAGCACGUGGCAGUGCACCACACCUACUUCGCCCUUACUAUUGCGCACAUGCAGGGCCCUGUGCCGUGGGUGCCGGGGUCAGAAGGGCAGCACGUGGCAGUGCACCACACCUACUUCGCCCCCACUGUCACCGCCACCUACUAUGGUGCAGAGGGCAACGGAUUUGCUGUUGCAAGCCGCCUUGGCCCCGCUGUUUCCACCACCUACUAUGGCGCAGAGGGCAACGGGUUUGCUGUAGCAAGAAUACCAGUGGAUUUGAAUGCGACCGCACCAGAUUCAGCUUCCCUCAACGACAGGAAGCGCAGGCGGGACCUGAAUGAGCGUGCUGCAAUCGGUAGUGAAAUGCCAACCGGGAGCAGCAGGAGGCGGAGCGGAGACAGAAGCCAAGGAGGAGCAGAGCAGUAUGAUUCAUUGGAAGGCCGGGAUGUGCUCGACAUGUCAGCUACAGACGAGGACCCUCGGGAUCUCCGCACAGCGAGCAGGAUUCGGGAGGAGGAACAAGAGAGGGAGCGGCAGCGGGCGGCAGAUGCCGACCAGAUUGUGGCGGUGUUUGUGGCGCACUCGAACGCGUCAGAGCCGUUGUACAGGGAUUGGAUGGUGAACCACACGCGACGUGGCCCAUUGGCCAAUGAGCACGCGCCGUUUGAUUUUGUGCUGGCGUCCAGCGGGCUGCAUGACCUGGCGGCGUUUGAUUCACCAGAAGAAUAUGCCGCUGCACUUGAUCUGGGUGGUUGGAUGCUUUUUGCUCGAGCCAUUCGCCAGUUUCUUUAUCCGUGUGUGUGGCCAUGGUUCGUUACAUAUUAUAAGAGCGGUAUAUUAUGUCGUUCUCUCCCUGCAGACCGGGAGUUUGUGGCUUCGGUGCGCUUUGCUGUGAAUGGCGGUAUGGGGGGCCCUGGCUUGGCAGUGGUGUGGUUGGGGCCGUGGGCGGUGCAGCAGUCAGCUGUUGCUCCUGGCCUGCUGCCUUCCAUGAACCACCCCCGCCUCUCGGCAUUCGACGCCGCCGCACACAGCCUGAUCAAUUCAUGGAAGGUUCCUUUCAUCUCAACCAUACCCAUGACACUCUCGCGUCCGGACUUGUCAAAAGAUGGCACACACUAUUCUUGGCCUGUAUCCAUGGCCAUGUUGGAGCUAUGGCUUGGCUCUGUAUGCCCUGUGCAACCUACCUUAAAAGACUGGCUAGGAGUUUCGUCGGCAGCCAUGUCGUCCCUUCUCGCGAACCUUCCGUCUCGCGGCAAUUUCUCCGCGGCGGCGUGCACGCUGUCGUCGUCGAUCCCGGUGUACAUCUGCGACCACGACACGUCUCCGCCGUCCGAUCAGAUCAUCACGACCGAUCCAACGAACAUCCUGCUUCGCGCGCUCACCAUGAAGAAGACGCGCGACGCGGAAGCAGCAAAGGCGGCGCAAGACAAGGGGAAGAAGACAGCUUCCGGUGCUUCUGGUGCCUCUGCGUCUGGUACCGGUGCUGCUGGUAUUUCUGGUUCUGCUGCUGCUGGUACUGGCGCUGCUGGUGCUGCUGUAGCGGCUCACGACACCAGAUCAUGGCAAUCAGGACUCCAAGAUAAAGGCAAGAGGCCUGCCACAGGUGAUCCCGGUCAGGACGACACGAUUGGUGCGACCAGAUCCGGCGGGAGACCGGCGAAACGCGGCCCGGGCGUGGGGAGCAGCGGCGGCGGUGGCGGAAUGGAGCAGGAUCGGGAAGCGGGGCGGACUCUUAAGGGGAUGACGAGCGAGCGGGAUGUGGAUGGGCUGACUGUUGAAAGGUUGAGAGCGUGUUUGAAGGAGAAGGGUUUGUCGAUCAGAGGGAGGAAGGAGGAGUUGGUUGCCAGGCUGAAGCUGGCUCUGGGGUUGAAUUCCAGUUAG